Messenger RNA from Penicillium olsonii, 1698 nucleotides. NCBI's taxonomy places the organism in Eukaryota, Fungi, Ascomycota, Eurotiomycetes, Eurotiales, Aspergillaceae. The record is from the annotation of a GenBank genome assembly.
AUGACGCGCUUAACCUUGUUUCUUUUUUCGCUAGUCUCGAUCGUCUUGCUUACCCCAGUGUCGGCUAUACCCCAGGUAGACACGUUGCAUCUUGUCAAUGCAAGCAUAUCCCCUUCAUUCGGUGAUGGAAUAUCGACACCGAAAUUCGAUCUCAUCGCGAGUAUUGUCGGGUUCGACUCCACGAUCAGAUUCGUCCUAGAAACCAACGACGACCUCAUCUCACAGGACGCCCGAAGCCAAAAUUGGCUCGGAUAUGGACGGACAGAACAUGGGAGUCAGCUCAGUGACGGGCUGCAUAUGACCAAGGGAACAUCCUGGGUCCAAGACGGUACCGGCAGCAAGUGGGAUAAUGCAGGGUGGGCACGACUGGCCAUCAGCCAGGCAAAAGAAGGCGUGACCUUCGACGGAACCUUCACACUGUUCCAUUCGCAGUAUGAGAUCCAACUAGAGGGAAGUGAUGGCGAUCUACCGAAGAUGAUAGCCCAAAGACAAGACUCGGACUUCAUAGCCGGUAAUCGAACAUCGGAUUCGAUGUGUGGCACAGCUCCAGAAGACAUCCUUACAAGACGUCAGCUGGGAGUCAUCAACGCAUGGAGCGACGAUUUGGAAAAUACCAUCGGCGAUACAGCCGGAUGUCCAAAUACGAGACAGGUCGCAAACAUUGGUAUCAUGACGGACUGCACAUAUACCUCGAGUUUUAAUUCGUCCGAUUCAGCCCGCAGAUACAUCCUCAACAUGGUCAACACAGCCUCAGUCGUGUUCGAAAACAGUUUCAAUAUCUCUAUCAGCAUCCAGAAUCUGACGGUCAGCGACGAGUCCUGCCCCAGCGGUACCUCGCAGGCAUGGAAUACGCCCUGUUCAAAUGGUGACAUGAACUCUCGUCUUCAGGCCUUCUCUUCGUGGAGAGGCUCAAUCAACGACAACAAUGCCUACUGGACCCUGCUGACCGGCUGCUCCGUGAACGGAGGCGAAGUCGGCGUCUCAUGGAUCGGAGCACUCUGCAAUUCCGGCUCUGGAUCCAGCGGCUCCAGCAACGGCGGAGCAAGCGCCAAUGUAGUGGCGCGCACACGAUCAGAAUGGCAGGUCUUUGCCCAUGAAUCGGCCCAUACCUUCGGUGCAGUGCACGACUGCGACUCGUCAGCCUGUGGAGGAUCAGGGGCCUCGCAAUGCUGUCCCCUAUCUACAAGCUCCUGUGACGCAGAUGGGGAAUACAUCAUGAACCCCGUUUCCGGACAGGGCAUGACGCGCUUCUCGCCAUGCACGAUUGGAAACGUGUGUUCGCGACUUGGAUCCGGGCAGGUCGACUCGCAGUGUUUGGUGGGCUCUGAUGGAAAUAACGGGACGACAGGCGAGUGUGGGAAUGGGAUCGUCGAGCCAGGAGAGGCAUGCGAUUGUGGAAAUGGGGUUUGCGAUGAGCGGGAAACUCGAUGCUGUGACUCGGUGACUUGUCAGUGGGCGGGGGGUAAUGGGUGUCGAUCCCAUACUGGAGAUACGGGUACCGAUGGGGGGAGGGGGAGUAACGACAGUAGCGGCGGUGGCUCGAAUGGCGGUUCGUUGUCGUCGUGGUUCGAUGAUCAUCGCACUCUGGUUAUUGGGCUUGCUGCUGGUGUUGGAGGAGCGUUUCUGCUGGCGGUGCUGGGAUGCAUUGUUUGUUCUUGCAGACGGCCUAAGGAUCCGAAAAUCCCCAUUCAACGAUGA